UGUGAUUAAUUGUUUCCAGGGGCAGUUGACUGCUUGUGCGGCUAUGAAGUCGAUAUAAGCAUGUAGAAGAGAGCCAGCAGUAAUUAGAGGUCCGUGCCCACUAUGGAAAACGCGACGGUGUUUUUCCGGCCCGUUGCUAACUGGGGAGCUACAGCUCUCAGCCUUCCGUAGGUACCAGGCAGGCUGCCGUUCUGACGAAGCUGAGCACCCCAAUACUUGUACAUCAACGUCAACACUCCUUGAGCCUCGCAACGACUCCACGUUUCGCCUCCAUACACCAAAAAAGCACACUGUCUACUCCCAAAUAUAGCGAUUUCGCAACAACUCUUCUUUAAUCCGACACCAUGGCAUCCGGCUACGACAGAGCUCUGUCGGUAUUCAGUCCCGACGGCCACGUUUUCCAGGUCGAAUAUGCCGGCGAAGCUGUCAAGCGAGGAACUUGUGCUGUCGGUGUCAAGGGUGCCGAUGUUGUGGUGCUAGGAUGUGAGAAGCGCUCCGCCAUGAAGCUGCAAGAUACUCGCAUCACACCUUCCAAGAUCCAGCUCCUCGAUCACCACGUCGCCCUCGCCUUCGCUGGCCUAAAUGCGGAUGCUCGUAUCCUCGUUGACAAAGCUCGAUUAGAGGCACAGUCCCAUCGGUUGUCAGUUGAAGACCCUGUUACUAUCGACUACAUUACCAAAUAUGUCGCUGGCGUCCAGCAACGGUACACACAGGCUGGUGGCGUCCGACCAUUUGGCAUUAGCACUCUGAUUGUUGGGUUCGACAACGGCAGCGAUGUCCCUCGGCUGUACCAGACGGAGCCCUCUGGCAUCUACUCUGCCUGGAAGGCAAACGCUAUCGGCCGUUCAAGCAAGACUGUUCGUGAGUUCCUCGAGCGAAACUACAAGGAGGACAUGGACCGAGAGGCUACCAUCCGGCUUGCCAUCAAGUCGCUGCUCGAGGUUGUCCAGACCGGAGCCAAGAACAUCGAGAUUUCUCUUAUGGCACCUGGCGCCACCAUCGAAACACUACCUACGUCCGAGAUUGAAGGCUACGUCAAGGAAAUUGAGCAGGAGAAGCAGGAAGAAGCUGCUAAGAAGAAGACGGGACGGACCCCUGGAACCGGCAGUGCUGCCAUCCUGACUCGAUCUCAGGAUGACUCCGCUGCGGAAUAGAGAGGCGUAUGGGAAGAGUUUACAUAGACAAGAGCACGGGUCUCUAAAGCCGGGACCCUGUGCCAUUGUAUUAACACAACUAAUGAUGCACGCCUAAGUUCUCUCAGAGCGUAUCCCCGUGAAAGUGACAAAUCGCUAUGUAUCCUAAACGCCACGUCUUUCCU
Messenger RNA from Fusarium verticillioides 7600, 1318 nucleotides. RefSeq names its product proteasome component PRE6. The transcript is spliced from 5 exons. NCBI's taxonomy places the organism in Eukaryota, Fungi, Ascomycota, Sordariomycetes, Hypocreales, Nectriaceae. Gene Ontology annotation, biological process: ubiquitin-dependent protein catabolic process. Gene Ontology annotation, cellular component: nucleus; proteasome core complex; proteasome core complex, alpha-subunit complex. Bases 345 to 1154 code for a protein of 269 amino acids. The record is from RefSeq and is a predicted model, not a curated record.